AUGUUUUUAUUUUUAGAGUUGCUGCUCACCGUAAUUCACCGACUCUCUUGGCUUGUUCACCCCUAUGUUUAUAAUCUAUCUAUCUAUCUAUCUAUCUAUCUAUCUAUCUAUCUAUCUAUCUAUCUAUCUCAGUCUGAUAUCUCUUUCUCUCUCUAUUUCUGUCUAUCUAUCUCUGUUGAUGUUUAUGUCAGUCUGUUGAUAUCUAUUUCAAUCUAUCUAUCUAUCUAUCUAUCUAUCUAUCUAUCUAUCUAUCUCAGUCAGUCUGAUAUCUCUUUCUCUCUCUAUUUCUGUCUAUCUAUCUCUGUUGAUAUUUAUGUCAGUCUGUUGAUAUCUAUCUAUCUAUCUAUCUAUCUAUCUAUCUAUCUAUCUAUCUAUCUAUCUAUCUCAACUUAUCUAUCUCAGUCUGUUGUUAUCUAUUUCAAUCGGUUCAUAUCUAUCUAUCUAUCUAUCUAUCUAUCUAUCUAUCUAUCUGAUAAUGAUGAUGAUGAUAGAUGUGAUUCGAUAUUUUUCACCUGCCUGCUUAUUCCAAUCCGCCCGUUUAUUAGAUUUGAAACCAAUUUGCAACCCCCACUGCUUAUUCCAACUUCCUCUUUUAUUUUUCUAUUCAAGAUCCGAGAGUAA
Molecule: messenger RNA, 621 nt
Organism: Acanthosepion pharaonis
Lineage: Eukaryota; Metazoa; Mollusca; Cephalopoda; Sepiida; Sepiidae
Source: the annotation of a GenBank genome assembly